CCGCUUUCAUGCAGAUCUCAUAAACCGAACUUGCUGCAUAUAGUGAAUAUUAACUUACUAUUUUGUCUAUACAACGAAAGUGUUCAGUUACUUUGAAACAAGUGUUCACAAUGAAGGAACUUAUUAAAAGCAUCUAUCUCUCCGACGGCUACAGUACUGACAGUUCCGAGAGCUCUGAAGGAAGAAGGAUUUCGGAUAGCUUUGAAGACGAGGCUGACUUUGGCGUGCUAUUUGACGUCGACGGUGUACUGGCUCGAGGUUCGACUCCCCUGAGUGCCGCCCAACAGGCGAUACGGCUCCUGGAGGACGAUGAAGGCCGCCUGAAGGUUCCGGUAGCGUUUGUGACUAACGCUUGUAAUAGAAGUAAUGACAAGGCCACUCAGAUACAGAAAUGGCUCAAUAUUCAGGUGACGCCAGAUCAAGUGAUCCAUGCGCCGACGCCGGCGAGACUGUUGACAGACUUCCACGACAAACAUGUUCUCGUUGUCGGACAAGAAUACAGAGUUGAUAUCGCAAAAGAUCUUGGAUUUACAAAUGUUUGCACGAUAGAGGACGUGCAACGUGCCUAUCCACUGUUGGACAUGGUUGAUCACGAGCACAGGAAUGUUGUGGCUACCGGAAGUCAUCCAGACGACCCUACGUUUCCUCCAGUUGAAGCUGUGCUUCUGAUUGGUGAACCGACGCAUUGGGAAAGUCACCUGCAGCUUCUGGUUGAUCUGUUGCUGACUGAGGGCGUUCCGAACUCAAGUCACGCCCCUAAAUCUGUUGCGAACGUGAAGCAGUUGCCCGUGAUUGCAUGCAAUAUGGAUCUCGUUUUUAUGCAUCAAGCCUGUAUGCCUAGAUUUGGACACGGAGCUUUCUUGGUGUGUCUGGAAGCUUUGUACAAGAAAAUCACUGGAAGAGAUUUGGAAUACCGUGCCUUGAUUGGAAAGCCCUGCGAAAUUACGUACAGAUAUGCGGAGCACGUGAUCGGUGACGUUGCCAGGAGACUGGGUAUUACUCGACCAAUCAGGAAAUUGUAUUUUGUUGGAGACAACCCUAAUGUUGACAUUGUUGGAGCCAACCUUUAUGACAGGUACCUGAAGAAGGCGUGGCAGAAUCGAGAAAAUGGUAACAUGGAUGAGGACAGUGACAGCGACCAUUUACCUGUCAGUAGGUCCAUCCCAAAGGGUGUUAACUUGUAUGAACAAACAGUACGCUCAAUGGAAAGCCUUCUCGUCGGAACCGGAGUGUUUAAACCCGAGGAGACGACUGCGGGUAGCAGCCCAAGUGAUGAUGUGUACCACGGUCAUAGAGACAUUUUGAAUGAGCCUGAACUGACCAAACCCUCAAGGUUUGUGCCGGAUGUAUUCCACGGAAUACAGCAUAUUCUCAAGCAGGAGAAUUUCAACCCAUGCGCAAUGAGCUCGUGAAAAACAUGAUGCUAUAGAUUAACGACACAAGAUUGCAUAGACGUGUUAUCACGCCAUGUUGUAUUAGUUGUGGUCAGAGUCUGCUGCGGGUCAGUGCUUGAAGUUCUGUGUCAUGGGUAGACAGUCGUCGUAUUAUAUGUUCCAAUGAUCUCGACAUUUAUGUCACCAGUCAUUGCAUUUACGCUUGACAUUAACAUUUCUAACAUUACUGACAUGUGUUCUAGUGAUGAACGUUUAGCACGGGUUUUAUACGAGUAUCGCGGAAGACUCGGAAGUAUUUGAAUGGUUGGUACCUCUUAAAGGACCUCCCAGACAGUGGUAGAAACCCUUGAAGGGGCCUUCUUGUUUAUAUAGAACAAGAUCUCAUGGUGGCAGUUCACCAACAUACCUCUCAUAUUUCAGACAUCAUUCUCCCAUUAACUUAUGUGAUAUUAUUUAAAUAUUCUAGGGAAGAUCGUCAUUUUUGUAUGUAAAUUACCAUAUUGUUUUAAUAAAACUGUUACACAAUCGA
Molecule: messenger RNA, 1923 nt
Organism: Mercenaria mercenaria
Lineage: Eukaryota; Metazoa; Mollusca; Bivalvia; Venerida; Veneridae
Product: haloacid dehalogenase-like hydrolase domain-containing 5
Exons: 8
Coding region: 111-1412 (433 amino acids)
Biological process (GO): glycerophospholipid biosynthetic process
Cellular component (GO): mitochondrion
Source: RefSeq, a predicted model, not a curated record